Molecule: messenger RNA, 417 nt
Organism: Glarea lozoyensis ATCC 20868
Lineage: Eukaryota; Fungi; Ascomycota; Leotiomycetes; Helotiales; Helotiaceae
Exons: 1
Coding region: 1-417 (138 amino acids)
Source: RefSeq, a predicted model, not a curated record
AUGACUGACGAACACUACAGCUCGCUGAGCUCGGAACAAAAGCUCAAGAUAGCUCGCCUUGAGCUGAGAGAAAUUACUGAUCGUGGCAUACCAGAGCCAGGCCCUAAAAGAGAGACUACCAAAGUGCCUGAACCAGCGAAUGAAGAGGACCAUACAGAUCAUGAAGCAUCUGAAAUAGAGUCUUCAUCUUCGGCCUUGGAACGAGUGAAGAAGGCGCUCAAUGAGUUAAGAAUCAAAGCAAACCUACCUCCUCUACCAACUCCUCCACCAAAAGCCUUCCAACCAACUCAAAAGGGCAGCUCGCUAGGUGGCUCUUAUCCACGAUCAAAUCUCUGGAAAGUGUGGGACGAGUCUACAGAGAUCUAUGUACUGGAUGGUGGUAGUCUGGUGACGGCUGACUUUGAUUGUCUAUUCUGA